This is a messenger RNA of Geodia barretti, 525 nucleotides long. The record is from the annotation of a GenBank genome assembly. NCBI's taxonomy places the organism in Eukaryota, Metazoa, Porifera, Demospongiae, Tetractinellida, Geodiidae.
AUGAAUACCGACGAAGGAGCGGACGCGUUGCGACUUGCUGAUCUGGACAUCGAUCCGGAUCUGAUCCGUGGCGUGGGCGAGGUGAGUAUCAGCGCAAGGGUGGAGGCGGAAUUGGGUAUGAUGGAACUGGAGGAGGCGGCGGAAUUUCGCGCUGAUCUUGAACUGGGUGAUUCGGCACUUCUCAGCGUAGUUACGUGGAAACGGCCGGGGAGCAACUUCUGGAUCGCUGAACUGGAGGGGAAAGCAGUUGGCUGCAUCGGCAUUUACCGGCGCAGCGACGAAGAGGCGGAAAUACGUCGAUUGGCGGUCGACCGUUCGGUGCGACGCAUGGGCAUCGCGUCGCGGCUGCUGGACCUGGCCGAAGAGUUUGCCCGGGACGCUGGAUACGUUCGGACGACGGUGUGGACGGCCAAUCAUCUAACCGCCGCGAUGAGUUUCCUGGCACAUCGAGGCUACCGGGAGAUCGAAGACCACGCCUUCCCGCACACGAGCUUGACACUGUAUCUGUACGCGCUGGACUUGUGA